CGGGGAAGGUAGCGGCUCCGGGCAGGGCAGGUCCGCGCGUGUUUACAGGCAGGACUGACUUACUCAGCAGAUCCUGCUCGGAGGCGCUGCGGCCAAUGAAGAGCCUAUCCCCCGGCUCGCCGGGGGCUCCUGAGUUGGAGCUGCAUGCAGAAAUGUAAGGCACUGCUUCCUGGCGCUGGUGGCAAAAUGGGACCCAGCUCCAGUCCGCCCUCGGGCUCCCCGGCUCUGCAGACCUGGGAGAGGACCUACAUACACAUCCUGGUGAUGUAGCCAGCUUUAAAGGCCGGGAGAAUCCUGAUGGAUUCAGGAGCCUGGGUUGCUUUUUAGAUUUCUGUUUUUUAUUUUUUAUUUUUUUUAUUUUCUGGAAGAUGAAAUGCUUCUCUCGUUACCUGCCUUACAUCUUCAGACCUCCGAACACCAUCCUCUCUUCCAGCUGCCACACGGAAGCUGACAUUAUCUCUACGGUAGAAUUCAACCACACUGGAGAAUUACUAGCGACAGGGGACAAGGGGGGUCGGGUUGUCAUAUUUCAACGAGAGCAGGAGAGUAAAAAUCAGGUUCAUCGUAGGGGCGAAUACAAUGUUUACAGCACAUUCCAGAGCCAUGAACCCGAGUUCGAUUACCUGAAGAGCUUAGAAAUAGAAGAAAAAAUCAAUAAAAUAAGAUGGCUCCCCCAGCAGAAUGCAGCCUACUUCCUUCUGUCUACUAAUGAUAAAACUGUGAAGCUGUGGAAAGUCAGCGAGCGUGAUAAGAGGCCCGAAGGCUACAACCUGAAAGAUGAGGAGGGCCGGCUUCGGGACCCUGCCACCAUCACGACCUUGCGGGUGCCUGUCCUCAGACCCAUGGACCUGAUGGUGGAGGCCACCCCGCGAAGAGUAUUUGCCAACGCACACACAUAUCACAUCAACUCCAUAUCAGUCAACAGCGACUAUGAGACCUACAUGUCGGCUGAUGACCUGAGGAUUAACCUAUGGAACUUUGAAAUAACCAAUCAAAGUUUUAACAUCGUGGACAUUAAGCCAGCCAACAUGGAGGAGCUCACGGAGGUGAUCACGGCAGCCGAGUUCCACCCGCAUCACUGCAACACCUUCGUGUACAGCAGCAGCAAAGGGACAAUCCGGCUGUGCGACAUGAGGGCAUCCGCCCUGUGUGACAGGCACACCAAAUUUUUUGAAGAACCGGAAGAUCCAAGCAACAGGUCGUUUUUCUCUGAAAUUAUCUCUUCGAUUUCGGAUGUGAAGUUCAGCCACAGCGGGAGGUACAUCAUGACCAGGGACUAUCUGACCGUUAAAGUCUGGGAUCUCAACAUGGAAAACCGCCCCAUCGAGACGUACCAGGUUCAUGACUACCUCCGCAGCAAAUUGUGCUCCCUCUACGAAAACGACUGCAUUUUUGAUAAAUUCGAGUGUGUGUGGAAUGGGUCAGACAGUGUCAUCAUGACCGGCUCCUACAACAACUUCUUCAGGAUGUUUGACCGAAACACCAAGCGUGAUGUUACCCUGGAGGCCUCGAGGGAAAACAGCAAACCCCGGGCCAUUCUGAAACCGCGAAAAGUGUGCGUGGGGGGCAAGCGGAGAAAAGACGAGAUCAGUGUUGACAGCCUGGACUUUAGCAAAAAGAUCUUGCAUACAGCUUGGCAUCCUUCAGAAAAUAUUAUAGCAGUGGCGGCUACAAAUAACCUAUAUAUAUUCCAGGACAAGGUUAACUAGGAGGACAAGUUAUUACUCCUUAAUAAUCUCACAUACUGAAUACUAGUCAAACGUUUUUAAAUGUUUCUUUGGGUCUUCAUUUGAUGCAUUGACUUUAAUUUCCCUACACAGAAAACAACUGGGAUAGAAUUCAAAGGAGUCCAACUUUCCCAUAUCCCCAGUUCUAAGAAACUUUUGUCCAAUCCAAUAGGUCCCGGGACACUUCUGUUUAGAAUUGCGAGCUGCCAGCUAACAGUAAUUCUUCCAUAGUUGACCUGAAUUUCUGAUGCUUUUAUUGCCCAGUUUUCUCUGGUGGGUCCAGUGUUUUGUUGCUAGGUGUCUGCUGAGAUAAAAUGAGGUUGUCUGUAGUAUUUAAAGCGAAAAGAGAUAAGUUUUUUUUUUUAAUUAAGCAAUUCCCUUUGAUUGAAAAUUUCAACAAAAAAUAAACACCGUUUACUCUA
Messenger RNA from Miniopterus natalensis, 2149 nucleotides. It is a transcript of the gene PPP2R2B, whose product is annotated as protein phosphatase 2 regulatory subunit Bbeta. Gene Ontology annotation, cellular component: protein phosphatase type 2A complex. Gene Ontology annotation, molecular function: protein binding; protein phosphatase regulator activity. The record is from RefSeq and is a predicted model, not a curated record. Lineage: Eukaryota; Metazoa; Chordata; Mammalia; Chiroptera; Miniopteridae.